Suillus subaureus is the source of this 1437-nucleotide messenger RNA. RefSeq lists its product as uncharacterized. The record is from RefSeq and is a predicted model, not a curated record. The annotation marks the transcript as partial. NCBI's taxonomy places the organism in Eukaryota, Fungi, Basidiomycota, Agaricomycetes, Boletales, Suillaceae. The transcript has 2 exons.
GACGCAAGACACGAACCAUACUCUGAUAUCUCUUUAUCUGUGGAAGAGCCAGAUGUUUUGAUCUCUCCACCACGCUCUCCUAGUAGACUUGAUUUCUUUCAUGAAGAAGGCGGCGCUCUUGGUUACUCUGAAUCAGAUGCAGACGCAGAACUACCGAUUUCAAGGGUCAAGUGGGCACGCGGCUUCUUCCGUAGCGGCCCGGCACUCGCGAAGUUCACGGAAGAAGAGGAGGAAGAGGAGGAGCCUCUCAUCGGUAUACCGAUUCUCCAAAUGAAUGACCAUAACAUCAAUUCCCAGACAGACUUCGAAGACGAGCCCCCAUGCGUCCCAUUCCCACCUCCACUUCAGACAGUCACUACGGAGCCUUUUGCACCAGAACCUGUUCGCCAUGCUACGCUUCCACAUGAAACAAAGGUGCAAAUCCCAACUCCUGUGUCACGUGUCCACACGCAGCGUCUGAACUACCCUCACCGCGGAUUUUCACGGAGUGCCUUGUUGCAUCAAAAGUCUUUCUGGACAGCGCGCCAUGAUGAAUGGUUGGAAUGGCAGGCCAAAGAGGUGAAACGACGAAUAGACCACAGUAUAUGCGCACAAGGCCCUGGAAGUACGUAUGCUGGCAUUACGCUCGCAGAUACUCAGGAAAUCUCUGGGCUACCAUCACAAAUCUGCGUGCCUCUAUCUGGCUUGGAGCGUGACUUUGAGGGUGACUUGAACGCGCCGAUCUACCCUCGUGUGGGCGAUAUCUCUGCGCUUCGUGAUCCAUACUCUGCCAAUGUCGACCGGUGCUUCUUCAGGUUUCCGCUGUGGACCAUUCACAAGACGCUCUAUGUAUUCGACAUGCAUCAAAGGGCAGUCCAUAUUUCCGACCAGAUACAAGGUUCUGCAUCCUCAGGAAGCCUGCAAUCGUCGGCCGGUUCAACGACAUGCGAUGAUGAGGAUGUGACCCUUGUUGCUGACUAUGAACCACCCUUCGAGAAACAAACGCUUGACAACGGGUCUCGUCAAGAAUGUCUACCACCUGAAACUCCAAAAAGAUCUCUGCCGUGUACAUGGGAGGCUAUUCGCGCCUGGGAGCUGAACUGGUACGCUCGCUGGGAGCUACUCAUUGGUCUCGUACAGCGCGACGAAGCCCUCCGCCAGGCAGCGCCGCUUUCGCCGUCGAUAACUCCCCCCCGGCUCGUAGAUGAAGACCUUUCACUGCCAAAAGGACUCCUGGAACCGUUCACCCCGAAAGCUCCCACACCGAUAAUCCACUUUCCUGGCGAAGAUGGAGAGGGGGAUAAUGGAGACGAAGAAGACGAUUAUGGUACCUUGGUUGCAAACCCGAUUUACAACGUUGACGAGAUGUUCAAGGAGGGGUAUCACCGUGCAGUAAAUUUUUUCACCAAAGAUCGAGGGCUGAAAAGAGAACGUCGCCUGCGAACAGUGUCUGGGUAG